Molecule: messenger RNA, 2731 nt
Organism: Telopea speciosissima
Lineage: Eukaryota; Viridiplantae; Streptophyta; Magnoliopsida; Proteales; Proteaceae
Product: protein ROOT HAIR DEFECTIVE 3 homolog 2-like
Exons: 22
Coding region: 31-2526 (831 amino acids)
Biological process (GO): endoplasmic reticulum membrane fusion
Cellular component (GO): endoplasmic reticulum
Molecular function (GO): GTP binding; GTPase activity
Source: RefSeq, a predicted model, not a curated record
CUUGUUCAGAGUUUAAUUUGCGGAUCAGUUAUGGGGGACGAGUGCUGCUCUACGCAACUGAUCGAUAGUAAUGGCGUAUUUAAUGUUGCUGGACUUGAGAAUUUCGUGAAAACAGUAAAGCUUAGUGAAUGCGGACUCUCUUAUUCUGUGGUCGCUAUAAUGGGGCCUCAAAGCAGUGGGAAGAGCACCCUAUUAAAUCAUCUAUUCCAUACCAAUUUCAGGGAGAUGGAUGCAUUCCGGGGAAGGAGUCAAACCACAAAGGGCAUUUGGAUGGCAAAGUGUAUUGGCAUUGAACCUUGCACUAUUGCCAUGGAUUUGGAGGGUACUGAUGGGAGGGAAAGAGGCGAGGAUGAUACUGCAUUUGAGAAACAGAGUGCUCUAUUUGCUUUGGCGAUUUCAGACAUUGUACUAAUAAACAUGUGGUGCCAUGAUAUUGGUCGGGAACAAGCUGCCAACAAACCUCUUCUUAAAACGGUGUUUCAGGUCAUGAUGUGCUUAUUUAGCCCUCGCAAAACAACGCUGCUGUUUGUUAUUCGUGACAAAACAAGGACUCCACUCGAGCAUUUAGAGCCAAUUCUAAGGGAAGAUAUUCAGAAGAUAUGGAGUAAUGUUUCUAAGCCCCCAGCCCAUAAGGACACUCCUCUCAGUGAAUUUUUCAAUGUUGAGGUCACUGCUUUAUCCAGUUAUGAGGAAAAGGAAGAGCAGUUCAAAGAGCAGGUUGCACAAUUGCGGCAGCGAUUUUUCCAUUCUAUUGCUCCGGGAGGGCUUGCUGGAGACAGACGCGGUGUUGUCCCUGCGUCUGGGUUUUCCUUUAGUGCCCAGCAGAUAUGGAAAGUUAUAAGAGAGAAUAAAGAUCUUGACCUUCCUGCUCACAAGGUAAUGGUUGCUACUGUUCGAUGUGAAGAGAUUGCCAAUGAGAAGCUCAGCCGUUUGACCUCAGAUGAGGGUUGGCUAGCACUAGACGAAGCUGUUCAAACUGGGCCAGUAUUAGGCUUUGGCAAAAAACUCAGUUCAAUUUUAGAGACUUAUCUUUCAGAAUAUGAAAUGGAGGCUAUCUACUUUGAUGAAGGUGUAAGAAACGCAAAACGAGAACAGUUGCAGUCGAAGGCAUUGGAUUUUGUUCAUCCUGCUUACCAAACUAUGUUGGGACAUCUGCGUUCUAAAUAUCUCAACAAUUUCAAGAAGGGACUGGAACAGUUACUAAAUAGAGGAGAAGGAUUCUCUACAUCUGUUCGUAUUUGGACGCAGUCCUGUAUGCAUGAGUUUGAUGAAGGAUGUGCAGAUGCUGCUGUAAAGCAGGCUAACUGGGAUCCUUCAAAAGUAAGGGAAAAGCUUCGUCGAGAUAUCGAAGCACAUGUAGCAUCUGUCCGUAGUGCAAAGUUAUCAGAAAUAGUAGCCAACUAUGAGAACCAACUCACGGAAGCACUCGCCCAACCUGUAGAAUCUCUAUUUGACACUGCUGGAAAGAAUACCUGGGCAUCAAUAAGAAAACUUCUUAAGCGUGAGACUGAAACCGCUGUAUCAGGGUUUUCAACUGCUGUUGCUAGUUUUGAGGUGGAUCAAGCUGCAUUUGAUAAAAUGGUGCAGAAUAUACGGGACUUUGCAAGAGGUGUGGUGGAGAAGAAAGCAAGAGAAGAAGCUGGGAAAGUUCUGAUUCGUAUGAAGGAUAGGUUUUCAACAAUCUUCAGUCAUGACAAUGAUUCAAUGCCUAGGAUUUGGAAUGGGAUGGAAGAUAUCAAGGCAAUAACAAAAGCUGCCUAUGCUGCGUCCCUGAAACUUUUAUCCGUAAUGGCUGCCAUUCGUUUGGAUGAUAAACCAGACAAGAUUGAGGCAACACUUUAUUCAUCUCUUAUGGAUGGCACAGUGGCAGUUUCUUCUACCCAGCAGAGGGGAACAGAAACCACUGCAGAACCACUGGCUUCAAGCACAUGGGAGGAGGUUCCUAGGAGUAGUACACUAAUUACACCAGUACAAUGUAAGGCUUUGUGGAGACAGUUUAAAACAGAAACAGAGUAUACUGUCGCUCAAGCUAUAUCUGCACAGGAAGCUCACAGGCAGAAUAACAGCUGGUUACCUCCACCAUGGACAAUACUUGCGAUGAUUGUUCUUGGAUUUAAUGAGUUUAUGAUCCUUCUAAAGAAUCCUCUUUAUUUGGUGGCAUUAUUUAUUAUUUAUUUAUUUUCCAAAGCCAUAUGGGUACAGCUUGAUAUUCCAGGGGAAUUCCGCCAUGGCACACUUGCAGGGAUUAUUUCUAUAUCUUCAAGGUUUCUUCCCACCAUGAUGAACCUUAUCAGGAAACUAGCCGAAGAAGCCCAAGGUCGUCCAACUCCUGAACCACCGAGACCAGACCCAUCACUAGCUGCUCAGAGUUAUAGAAAUCAAGAGAGAACGAGUUCUGUGACAGAUUCAGUUCCAAACUCAUCUGUAUCAUCUAAUUUCACAUCAACUGAAAGCAGUGUUGAGUACUCGAGUCCUUCAAUGACACAUAGACGAUCUACAAACACUGAAGAGCCAGAACAUAUUUGAUCAAGACCAGUUGAUUGAAAAUUUGUAUAAUGUUUAGUUUGGAGAGAUGACAAGAUCUCCAAUUUAAUGGGGACCUAGUGAUAAGCAGAUGCAUGAGAUUUGCAUGUAUAGCCAUAGGUAGGGCUGGUGGAUAUCUUUCUCUGGGAAAGUUUGUGUAUACAACCUUGUGUUAUUUAUAUAUGAAGUUUUUUUUUUUAUCAUCUCU